Trichomonas vaginalis G3 is the source of this 525-nucleotide messenger RNA. Its product is annotated as phage tail repeat-like family. The record is from RefSeq and is a predicted model, not a curated record. Lineage: Eukaryota; Parabasalia; Trichomonadida; Trichomonadidae. Bases 1 to 525 code for a protein of 174 amino acids. The transcript has a single exon.
AUGGAGGAUGAAAAAAAAGUUAAAUUCACUGCUCAAGAUUUAUAUGACAAGAAAGCUGACAAAACAGAGCUUCAAACAUUAAAGACAGAAAUACUUCAAACACUAUAUCCUAUAGGUUCUAUUUAUACGUCAAUGAACUCUACCAGACCAGAAGUAGUACUUGGUUUUGGAACUUGGACUCAAAUAGUCGACAGGUUUUUGUAUUGUGCAAACUCUUCAAAGGAAACAGGUGGAAGUAAAACGAUUUCAGGUGAAAACUUACCUGCACACAGUCACUACGUAGAUUUAAGUACAUCUCAAGCAGGUUGGCAUAAGCAUAGAUAUUGGGAUUGGUCAGCAAUGACAAAAGGUAAAGGAUAUGAUGUUAAAGACAACGUUAAGUUUGCUAUAGAUUGUUACUGGAGUAACACUGAGGGAGGAGGAAACCAUACACAUCGCGUUUUAGGGUAUACACAAGCAACGGGACAAAGUAAAGACUACAUGCCACCUUACAUGACAGUUUACGCAUGGUAUAGAAUUGCUUAG